Sinocyclocheilus rhinocerous is the source of this 2430-nucleotide messenger RNA. Its product is annotated as transmembrane protein 161A-like. The transcript has 12 exons. Lineage: Eukaryota; Metazoa; Chordata; Actinopteri; Cypriniformes; Cyprinidae. Bases 136 to 1611 code for a protein of 491 amino acids. The record is from RefSeq and is a predicted model, not a curated record.
GCCCUCCAGGACCGAGUUUGGACAGCCCUGAUUUAGACACUUUUAUAGUUUGAAUAACUAAUAUUAGUCUUUAAGCAAAAAAAUAAGCACAUAUUUUAACCAUAGUCAUCCAUUGUAAAAGCGAAUUUGGCUCUGAUGGGAGUUCAGUUGGUGGUGAGCUUGCUGGCGGUCAGCAUAAUGCAAAGAAUGGCCCCACAUCUCUCCUUUGCACGCUGGCUCUUAUGUAACGGCAGCCUUUUCAGGUUCAAACAUCCAUCUGAAGGCGAGUUGUGUGCCCUCGCAGGGAAACAGAUUCCUAAGACCAGCAGGCGAGACAGGAGACAAAAUGGACAUGGAGAAUCCAAGCCACUCACAGUUCCGAAAGACAUCGAUCUUCACCUGGAGACUGCACCUGUAAAUGUCUUGGAUGCACUUGUUUUGCGGUUCUUUGUGGAGUACCAGUGGCUGAUUGACUUCGCCAUCUAUGCCACAGGGAUCUACCUCUUCACUGAAGGCUACUAUAGUGUAGUGGAUGCCAGCAAGGAAGUAAAUAUUGCUUCCAUCUGGUGUGUGCUGACUGUUUUCUUCUGCUUGAGGACGCUGUAUCUUCUUAUGAGCCACUACUUUCGCUCUGAGGAGGGUGGCGAGCGCUCGGUGUGUCUGGCUUUCGGCUUCUUAUGUCUUCUUAUUGCGAUGCUGGUUCUUGUAGUGAGAGAAGACUACCUGGAGUUUGGCCUUGAGCCCGGAUUUACCAGUCUUUUUGACAAUUUCGAGGUCUUUGCCAAACAGCAUGGCUACGAGUGGUCUGUUCCCUUCACCAAACUAUCAGUCAAGCUGGGUCUGGCUGUCAUUUGUGCCUUCAUUGGAGCUCUCCUUGCAUUCCCUGGAUUGCGAUUGGCCCAGACUCACCUAGAUGCCGUUCAGAUGAACGCAGACCGUCCAAUCAUUCAGAUCCUUUUGCACGUGGGUUUUCUGUCUCCACUGGUUAUUCUUGUUAUGUGGAUUAAACCCAUUGCUAGAGACUUCCUAGGGAACGCCCCCAUGGGAAAGACCUCACUUACCUUACUUUCUAGUUCUGCCUUUAACUCAGUGCGUCUUUGGACGAUUGUGGUGCUGUGUGUUUUGCGGCUGCUGCUCACCCGCUACCACCUGCAGGCCUACCUCAAUCUGGCUCAGAAGUGGGUAGAGCAAAUGAAGAAAGAGGCGGGGCGUAUCGCUGCCAUUGACAUCCAGAGGAAGGUGACACGAGUUUUCUGCUACUUGACUGUGGUCACCCUCCAGUAUCUAAUACCCAUUUUGCUUGUGCUUUUCUCAACUUUGGCGCUGAAAUCUUUAGGUGACUUUUCAUGGGGCCUUGGAACAGAGACUCCGGGUGUAACCCCGGCUCCCACAAUUCCCACCGCCCCUCCGCCCGCCCCCAGACUGGAAGAUGACGAGGAUAUAGAAGACAUGGAGGAGGACAUUCAGGCCACCGUAGCUCACCUGACCGAGCUGUUCGCUGCCUUACGCGGGGUCCUCACACCCAUUUUCUUCAGGGGCAUCUUUGCCUUUCUCACGUGGUGGGUUGCGGCCUGUCAGCUCAUUAGCAGCCUGUUCGGCAUCUACUUCCACCAGUAUCUGAUGCAUAACUGAAAAGUGCCCUGAAAUUAAGGUCUUUGUGCUGAUUCCAGUUCUUCAAGGAAAUGCAACAUCAACACAGUCAUGCAAACACAUCUGAUGCACCAACAAGAUGAAGGCUGGCUCUUCUAAACACACACUCAUCUAAACCCACUGUAUUUUGCCGGUACCUGCUGGAAACUUUUGUUCGGUACAAUCAAAGUGAAGAUGCUAGUUAACUGCAUGCAUAAGCUGUUUUGGUUUUCAUCAGAUCAUCAAUAAGCUCAUCAAAACAACGUAUAUUUUUUUACCUCAGAAGUUUUCAGUCACGUCACAUGCGUACCCAUUUGCGGUGAUCAUUUCAUUGAAAUGCAAUUCUUAGGGCCUGGUAACUCAGGGAUGUGGUCCAAAAUAGCGUUUCUUCCACCAGCACAAUAUCGUCAAGUGCAAAACCUGCAAAAACAGUUUAGCGCUGUAGUUCAUGGACUUGGUUGUUCAAAAAUGAAAUUUAAUUUCAUUUUGUACUUUUGCCUUGGAUGAUUUUUUUUAACAGAAUGUUAUGGUGUAUUUUAAAUACUGUGUUUGCUAUAUGGCUGAUGACACGUAAUAUACAGCAGCCCUAAUUAUUUUACCCAAAUGUUUCAUGAAUAAUCAUAUGUGAGGCAUAUGUUAAUUUGUUUCCCUGUUAUUGGACUACUGUCUUCAAUCAUAGGAUCAGAGGAAGUCAUCAGGGAUUUGUAUCAUUUAAGACAGUAGGCUUAAGACAAGAGAAUAAUUUAACACUGAAACAAUUAAUUUAUUCAUUUUCUAAUGUCAAUCAGCUUUCAUUUGAAUCAAAACAAUAAAACUGAUCAU